Messenger RNA from Salvia hispanica, 966 nucleotides. Its product is annotated as putative WRKY transcription factor 75. Lineage: Eukaryota; Viridiplantae; Streptophyta; Magnoliopsida; Lamiales; Lamiaceae. Gene Ontology annotation, molecular function: DNA-binding transcription factor activity; sequence-specific DNA binding. The record is from RefSeq and is a predicted model, not a curated record. Gene Ontology annotation, biological process: regulation of DNA-templated transcription.
AAUCAAUACGCAAUAUAUAAUUAUUCCCUCACUUGCCCAAAAAUCUCCAACUCCUUUUUUUCUCAUGGAUAACUUUGCGUCCAUGUCUUCUUCUUCAUCAUCUCUCUCACAAAAUUCACAUCUCUCCAUCUUCAACAUGAUGAUGACCUCCCAACCACACGAUCAUCAUCACAAUCAUCAAAAUCAAAAUCAAGUAUUCCAACAUCAUGACCAAAACAAUGGAUACUCGGGCUUCAUCACAUCCAUGGAAGAAAAUCAAAAUAUCAACGGCGAUGCAGCCGGUGAGGGAUCAGGCAGUCUGGCUGCGGAAAACGAUGCGAAAGAAGGGAAGAAAAAGGUGGAGAAAAAGAGCAGAAAACCUAGAUUUGCCUUCCAAACUAGAAGCCAAGUUGAUAUUCUUGAUGAUGGAUAUAGAUGGAGGAAAUAUGGUCAAAAGGCAGUCAAGAACAAUAGAUUUCCAAGAAGCUAUUAUAGAUGCACACAUCAAGAUUGCAAUGUGAAGAAACAAGUGCAAAGGCUUUCCAAAGAUGAAGGAAUUGUAGUGACGACUUAUGAAGGCGUCCAUUCUCAUCCAAUUCAGAAAUCAACCGACAAUUUUGACCACAUUCUUAGUCAAAUGCAGAUUUACACUUCUUUAUAAUAAUUCUAUAUAUACACGCAAUGACAGAUUCAAGUGGGGUAGGGAUCGAUCGACCCAUAAUAGGUCUAUUAAAUUCAAUAUUUGGAGUUGUCACUGACCAUGUGGUGUUGUUAUGUUGCACUGCCCCAACCCUUCGGGGUUGGAGUUCACUUUCAUUUUUCAUUUAUCAUCAUCCCGUAAGUGACGAUUUCCGCACCCACUUCUUUUUUUAUGGAUCUGCCAUAGUGUAGGCGCCAAUUUGUGAAAAUAUUAGAAGUUCAUUUUCGAUGUAUACUCAAAGACAUUAAGAUCUUUAAUAAUGUGAAUUUUACUUGGAUAUUACUGCA